This is a messenger RNA of Rhineura floridana, 8942 nucleotides long. It is a transcript of the gene AGRN, whose product is annotated as agrin. Gene Ontology annotation, biological process: G protein-coupled acetylcholine receptor signaling pathway; receptor clustering. The transcript is spliced from 37 exons. Bases 615 to 6809 code for a protein of 2064 amino acids. Gene Ontology annotation, molecular function: calcium ion binding; laminin binding. The record is from RefSeq and is a predicted model, not a curated record. NCBI's taxonomy places the organism in Eukaryota, Metazoa, Chordata, Lepidosauria, Squamata, Rhineuridae.
CUCUUUUCGCUUUCUGUCUCUCUCCCCCCCGUUCGCAAAGCCAGAAGGAGCAGAGCCAAGCAAGCAGGGAGCCAGCGAGCCUGCAAGGAAAGAGCAAAGCCAGGCUCGCUCUCCCCCUCUCCUCCCCCCUCCUUCUCCGUCCCUUUCUGCCAACCCUCCCCUCCGCUUUGCCCCCUCCCCCUUUUUCCUUAUCAGCAAUUCAGAUCGCAUGCAAAUUUCCAACCCCCCCCUCUUAAGCCUUUUCUCACACUGGCGAGAGAGUGCAAAAUCAGGAGAAGCGAGCCUCUCUCUCCCUUGCCAGAGCAGAAAAUCCAUCCUUUUCUCUCUCCUCUCUUGUAGCUUCCUCCUUCCCCUCUCCUUUCCUUUUAACCCCCCCCCCGCAAUAAAAGUAACCUUUUCUUCCCUCCCUCGGCAGAAUCCCGGGCGAUCCGAGAUUGCAAUGGUGCCGUUCAUAAGGGCUUGAUCGCCUGGCUGGCUCGCUCUUUCUCUCUCCAGCAUUCUGUUUUCUCGCCCCCUGCCACCUUUUCUCUCUCUCUCUCUUUUUUUUUUUUACAAAACCGCUCUCCCCCUCUGUCUCUCUACACACCUCCCCCCCCGGUUCCUUUUGUGCCGCGAUGGGGUGGGCAAAGCGAGCCCCCGGGUCCCUCUCCGCCUGUGCUUUUCCCCGUCUCCUCUUCCUCCUGCCGCUGGCAUCGUGGCUGGCCGGUUGCAAUGGAAGCUGUCCCGAGAGGGCACUAGAGAGGAGGGAAGAGGAAGCCAACAUCGUCCUCACUGGGACGGUGGAGGAAAUAGUGAACGUGGAUCCGGUUCAUCGGACCUACUCCUGCAAGGUGAGGGUCUGGAGGUAUUUGAAGGGCAAAGAGGUGGUGACUCAUGAGAUCCUCCUGGAAGGCGGAAACAAAGUCAUGAUUGGGGGAUUUGGGGACCCCCUGAUCUGUGACAACCAGGUAUCUACGGGGGACACCCGGAUUUUCUUUGUCAACCCUGCCCCGCACUAUAUGUGGCCUGCUCACAAGAACGAAUUGAUGCUCAACUCAAGUCUCAUGCGGAUUACUCUGCGCAAUUUGGAAGAGGUGGAACACUGCGUGGAAGACAAACCGGGGAACUAUUUUCCACAGCCUCUGCCGACGCCGCAGGAUGUGUGCCGAGGGAUGCUGUGCGGGUUCGGUGCUGUGUGCGAGAGAAGUCCCACAGAUUCAUCCCAGGGGCUGUGCAUAUGCAAGAAGAGCACGUGCCCUUCGGUGGUGGCACCUGUCUGUGGCUCAGAUUAUUCUACCUACAGCAAUGAAUGCGAGCUGGAGAAAGCUCAGUGCAUCCAACAGCGCCGGAUCAAAGUCAUCAGUAAAGGGGCUUGCGGUUCCAAGGACCCCUGCGCAGAGGUGACAUGCACUUUUGGCAGUACCUGCGCCCGCUCGACGGACGGGCAUUCGGCCAAGUGCAUCUGCCCAUCCUCCUGCAGUGGUGUGCCUGAGAACACGGUGUGCGGCAGCGACGGCAAGGAUUACCGCAGCGAGUGCCAUCUCAACCGGCAUGCCUGCGACAAGCAGGAGAACAUCUUCAAGAAAUUUGACGGGCCUUGCGACCCUUGCAAGAGCACCCACAACGACAUGAACAGAGUUUGCCGAGUCAAUCCUCGCACGCGGCGUGCUGAGCUACUUCCCCGGCCUGAAAGCUGCCCCCUGAAGCGGGAUCCAGUGUGUGGCGACGAUGGAGUGACCUACGAGAACGACUGCGUCAUGCUGAGGUCAGGCGUUGUGCGGGGGAUUGAGAUUCAGAAGGUGCGGUCGGGACAGUGCCAGCUGCAGGACAAGUGCAAGGACGACUGUCGCUACAACGGUGUGUGCUUCAACCGCCGGGGGACUGCCCACUGUUCGUGUGAGCGCAUCGCCUGCGACGGCUCCUACCGGCCCCUCUGUGGCAGGGACAGCCGGACCUACGCCAACGACUGCGAGCGCCAGAAAGCCGAGUGCCAGCGGAGAGCCGCCAUCCCGGUCAAACACCAGGGCCCUUGUGAUCUUGGCAUGCCCAGCCCCUGCCUGAGUGUUGAGUGCACGUUUGGGGCUACCUGCGUGGUGAAGAACCAGGAAGCUGUGUGCGAGUGCCAGCAAGUGUGCCAGAGCAUCUAUGAUCCGGUCUGCGGCAACGACGGGCUCACAUACGGCAACCCCUGCGAGCUGGACGCCAUGGCUUGUGCCCUCCGGAAAGAGAUCAGGGUGAAGCACAAGGGCCCUUGUGACCAUUGUGGAAAAUGCCAGUUUGGCGCCAUCUGUGAGGCUGAGAUGGGAAGGUGUGUGUGCCCCACUGAAUGCGUCCCUUCUGCUCAGCCGGUCUGUGGCACGGAUGGAAACACUUAUGGGAAUGAGUGCGAACUCCAUGUGAGGGCCUGCACCCAGCAGAUCAACAUUGAGGUGGCGGCACAAGGCGAAUGUAAAACCUGUGGGGCUACGACGUGUUCCUUCGGGGCCAACUGUGUGGACGGACAGUGUGUCUGCCCACCCUGCGAGAAGCAGCCUUUGGCUCGAGUGUGUGGGAGCAAUGGCGUCACCUAUGACAAUUCGUGUGAGCUGCGGGUGGCGGCUUGUCAACAGAAGAAGGACAUUGAGAUAUCAAGGGUGGGCCCUUGUGAGGAUGAAUGUGGAUCGGGAGGAUCCGGCUCCGGGGACGUGAACGAGUGUGACCGGGAUAGCUGCCGGCUAUACGGCGGCUCCUGGGAUGAGGAUGUGGAAGACGACCGCUGUGUGUGUGACUAUACCUGUGGGUCUGUGCCAAGGAACCCGGUCUGUGGCUCUGAUGGCAUGACCUAUGCUAAUGAGUGCGAACUCAAAAAGACACGCUGUGAGAAACGCCAGGAUAUCUAUGUGAUGGGUCAAGGAGCCUGCCGAGGUGUCACAAACCCUCCUCCGCUCCUCCAUUGUAGCCAGACCGUUUAUGGAUGCUGCCCAGACAAUGUGACCUUGGCUCUCGGAGUCGGCUCUGCUGGUUGCCCUAGUACCUGCCACUGCAAUCCCUACGGCUCCUACGGAGGUGCUUGUGAUCCUGCCACGGGGCAAUGCUCCUGCAAACCUGGUGUCAGGGGGCUGAAAUGUGACCGCUGCGAGCCGGGCUUCUGGAACUUCCGCGGCAUCGUCACUGACAGCAAGAGCGGCUGCACCCCUUGUCACUGUGAUCCUGUGGGUUCGGUGCGCGAUGACUGUGACCAGAUGACUGGCCUGUGUUCCUGUAAAACGGGCAUCACCGGCAUGAAAUGCAACCAGUGCCCCAACGGGAGCAAGCUGGGGAUGUCCGGCUGCAAGAAAGAUCCGUCUGCGCCCUCGUCCUGCACAGAAAUGGUGUGUGAGUUCGGGGCAUCCUGCGUGGAAGUGCACGGCUUUGCGCACUGUGAGUGCCCUUCUGCACUCUGCACAGAGGCCAACAUGACCAAGGUCUGUGGGUCAGACGGAGUGACCUAUGGUGACCAGUGCCAGCUGAGGACCAUCGCUUGCCGGCAAGGGCAGGUCAUAGAGGUGAAGCACUUCGGCCAGUGCCAAGAAUCCAUCACGCACACCAGCCCCGUCACACCGCCUACAACCAUGGCCCCCCUGGACCCUCUCCUCCUCCCUCUGCCCCCUCAGGCUACCCCACAGGCUUCCGAGCAGGCUGAGACGGCAGGCAGCUCCCAGCGCAUUGAAGUCAAAGCUUCCCCACAGAGCCAUCCGGUCACGAGACGAAUAAGCACCCCCCCUCGCCUGGCCACGACCGCCUGGACAACGCACGGUGUCCACCAGACGACCAUCCGGACUCUCUCCAUCGCCCCAGUUGUCCCAAUCACCAGCCAGCCAGCUUAUGUCGAACCGGGCAGCGCGGAAGGCAGUGGGGACCCAGAGAUGGGCGUCAGCGGAGACCAAGAAGGCAGUGGUGCAAGUUCCGCUGGGGACGAGGAGAGGAAAGAAGCAAAGGUCACGGGCGCCCCAGUUAUAGAGAGAGCCACGUGUUACAACACCCCCUUAGGAUGCUGUUCCGAUGGCAAGACUGCUGCUGCCGAUGCGGAGGGAAGCAACUGCCCAGCAACCAAGGUGUUCCAGGGGGUCCUCAUCUUGGAAGAGGUGGACGGCCAAGAGCUCUUCUACACACCGGAGAUGGCAGACCCCAAAUCGGAGCUCUUUGGGGAGACCGCUAGGAGCAUCGAAAGCACGUUGGAUGAACUUUUCCGCAACUCUGAUGUCAAGAAGGAUUUCAAGAGCAUCCGGGUGCGAGAGCUAGGCCAGAGCAAUGCUGUGCGCGUCAUCGUCGAGUCCCAUUUUGACCCAGCCACCACCUAUGCAGCCACCGACAUCCAGAGGGCCCUUCUGAAGCAGAUCAAAACCUCCAAGAAAAAGACCAUCCUAGUGAAAAGGCCGCAGCAGGAGAACAUCAAAUUCAUGGACUUUGACUGGAUCCCCCAGCUUUUCACCACUACGACCACCACCACCACCGCAACCACUAUGGCACCAGUGGUCGCCACGACCCGCCACUUCACCACCACCGCCGUCCCCCGGGCCCUGUACCCGGGGAGGCCCAACAGCAAAGCACCGGAGGCAAUCACCACCAAGCGGCCCGUCACCACCGUGCUGGCCACCACUGCCUGGAAGAAGCCCACGCGCCCGCCCCCAGCCCCCCAGAAACCCGGACGGCCCUGUGACACUCACCCCUGCCUGCAUGGUGGCACCUGCGAGGACGACGGCCGGGACUUCACCUGCAGCUGCCCAGCUGGGAAGGGGGGCGCCGUCUGUGAAAAAUCAAUCAGAUACUUCAUCCCCAGUUUCGGGGGGAAGUCCUACCUGGCGUUCAAAAUGAUGAAGGCCUACCACACAGUCCGCAUCGCCAUGGAGUUCCGGGCCUCCGACCUCAGCGGGCUGCUCUUGUACAACGGGCAGAACCGUGGCAAGGAUUUCAUCUCCCUGGCGCUGGUGAACGGCUUUGUGGAGCUCAGAUUCAACACGGGCUCCGGGACAGGCAUCCUCACCAGCAGAGUGCCCGUCGAGCCGGGCAGGUGGCACCAGCUGAUUGUCAACCGCAACCGAAGGAAUGGCAUGCUGUCUGUGGAUGGGGAGCUGCAUGUCAACGGCGAGAGCCCGAGCGGCACGGAUGGGCUGAAUCUCGACACCGACCUCUUCAUUGGCGGGGCUCCAGAAGACCAAAUAGCGGCGGUGGCCGAGCGGACUUCAGUCACAGCUGGCCUGAAGGGCUGCAUCCGCCUGCUAGAUGUGAACAACCAGAUGUACGACCUGCGGGAGAAAGGCAGCGACGUGCUCUACGGCAGUGGGGUGGGAGAGUGUGGCAACAACCCCUGCCACCCCAACCCUUGCCACCACGGUGGCCUCUGCCACAUCAAAGAGGCAGAGAUGUUCCACUGCGAGUGUCUCAAUGGUUAUACAGGACCAACCUGUGCUGACGAGAGGAAUCCCUGUGACCCCAACCCAUGCCACAUCGCUGCCACCUGCUUGGUGCUGCCAGAAGGGGGCGCCAAGUGCGAGUGCCCCAUGGGGCGGGAGGGGGAGUUCUGUGAGUCAGUCACAGAACUGGACCAGACAGUUCCCUUCCUGCCAGAGUUCAAUGGAUUCUCCUACCUGGAAUUGAACGGUCUCCAGACCUUUGUGCCAGAGCUGCAGGACAAGAUGAGCAUGGAGGUCGUCUUCCUAGCGAGGACCCCAAGCGGCGUGAUCUUCUACAACGGGCAGAAGACGGAUGGCAGAGGGGACUUCAUCUCCCUGGCCCUUCACGACGGCUACCUGGAGUACAGAUAUGACCUGGGCAAAGGAGCGGCUGUUAUCAAGAGCAGGGAACCGAUCCCGUUAAACACCUGGAUCAGCGUCUCGCUGGAGAGGAAUGCACGCAAAGGGGUGAUGAGGAUCAAUAACAGGGAGCAGAUCAUGGGAGAGUCUCCGCUGCCUCACACCUCCCUCAACCUGAAAGAACCCCUCUAUGUUGGGGGAGCGCCCGAUUUCAGCAAACUGGCCCGUGCCGCAGCGAUUUCCACCAGCUUUGACGGCGCCAUCCAGAGGAUGUCUAUCAAAGGUGUCCCAAUUCUGAAAGAAGAGAACAUCCACGGUGCCGUUGAGAUCUCUUCCUUCCACUCUCACCCAUGCAUCCAGAAGCCCAGACCUUGCCAGAAUGGGGGGAUGUGCAACCCUCGCAUGGAGAGCUAUGAAUGCACGUGCCAGAGGGGAUUCUUUGGGGUGCACUGCGAGAAAGUCAUCGUUGAGAAGGCGGCAGGAGACUCAGAGGCCAUUGCUUUCGAUGGCAGGACGUACAUAGAAUACCACAACGCGGUGACGCAAAGCCAACUGACCAAUGAGAUUCCAGCUGAGAAGGCCCUGCAGUCCAACCACUUUGAGCUAAGCAUCAAGACCGAAGCCACGCAAGGCCUCAUCCUCUGGAGCGGGAAGGGGCUGGACCGUUCGGAUUACAUCGCCUUGGCAAUUGUGGACGGCCGCGUGCAGAUGACCUAUGACCUCGGCUCCAAGCCCAUGGUUCUGCAUUCCACGAUCCCGGUCAACACGGACCAGUGGGUCCAAAUCAAAGCAUACAGAGUGCAUCGAGAAGGGUCCUUGCAGGUCGGCAAUGAGGCCCCGAUCACGGGCUCCUCCCCUCUGGGAGCAACACAGCUGGACACGGAUGGGGCUCUUUGGCUGGGAGGACUAGAGAAGCUCAGUGUGGCCCACAAACUCCCCAAAGCCUACAGCACUGGUUACAUUGGCUGCAUAAGAGAUGUCGUUGUUGACCGUCAAGAACUGCACUUGGUGGAGGACGCUUUAAACAACCCCACCAUAUUACACUGCUCAGCCAAAUAAUACGGCCUGCGGCCCUCCCUCUCUCCUUUCUCCUCCCUCGCCCCCCUCCUCACUUCCUUCCUUCCUCCUCCUCCUCCUCCUCCUCCUGGCUAUUGCUGUAAUUAUUUUCUAUUUUUGUAAACUUAUUGCUUUUUAUAUUUUUGUGGGGGAAGGGAGGUGGGGAAAGCGAGGAGGAGAAGAAGAGGAGACGAAGAUAAAACUUUGGGUUGGGAGGAGUCCUUUUGUUUUUUGUUACUCGUUUGGUUGUGGGCGUUAUCUUUCAUCCAGGCCAGUUGGACUCUCGAGCAGGAGCCAAACCUCUGUGGGGUGUGUUUUUUUUUUUAAUUAUUAUUUAGAAAAGAAGAAGAAGAGGGGGGGGAAACCCUCUAGAUUGUGACCAAGGAGCUAACCUUUUCCCGCCCUCUCUAUCCUGCUUUCUGACGUUAUCCUUGGCUGUAAAUGCCAUUCAUACUUGAAACUUCUUUUUUUUAAAAAAAAAAUCAGGUUUUUUUGGUUGACACCCACAAGAAAGAAAUAAUGACAAUUUCCACCGCCACCCCUCCCGCCGACCACCCGGAACCCUCAAGGAAGCAAAAGCAAACCUGUUCGUCCAUAACAGCUUUGAACAACAGAAGAAGCAGCCGCUUGGACAACCAAGGGGUGGGGGAGGAGGGCCAGCAAGGUGGUAUGGGUGGUUGGUUGGGGGGCAGCUGGGUGCCUGCAGACAAGUUCCAAGGAGGCUGGACAAAAAUGUUCAAACCAAGACACCCACCUUGGUGGUCUUUGCCUUAUCUUUUAGUCUUAAUGAGGCUUGCUGUUACCGUCUUGUAACCACAAAUUAGGGUGACAAAACUUUGGAAUUCAUUCUCUCUUUUCCUUCUGACAUACUUCCAGUGCAUGCAAGUGAACAGGUGGGGAGAUGCCGAGCGUGGCUGCAGGCUGUUAAAACCUGGAUAAAGGCAGAUAGGACAUAAACUUGGGUUGGGGAAGGGAGAAGGUGAGUUGUGUUCCUAGGUAGUACCAAAGCCCUCCCAAUGUUUGGAAGGUGACUUUUUCUUUUUAGAUUCUCAAUCCAUUCUUCAUCGAUCACCGAAAAGAGCGGUAAUCUUUUUUCCACGUAUGCUUCAUAAGCUUAGAGUGGGUCUUUUUUUGUUUUCUUCCCUAAGAAAAAUAUUUUGGAACUGUUAACACUGUGGGACAAGUGGGCACUUUGCUGCUCGGAGGGCUAGGGAAGCCUGCGGCCCUUCAGGUGCCAUUGAACCGCCCCUCAUUCCUGAUCAGUGGCCAUCCUGGCUGGGGCUGAUGGGAGUUGGGAGUCCCUGCAACACCUGGCAGGCCACAGGUUCCCCAUCUCUGCUCUUAGAGAACCCUCCUUCUAAAGGCCAAGACUCUCUGGCACAGAGGUGCGAAGACUUGAGGCUUGUGGGAUCUUACUUUGGCUUUUUCCUAGAACCUCAAGGUCUACCAGCCACAACCAGGCACCAAAAAGCAAAGCCUAGGAAGUCCUGGAACUGCACUGAUUUCUCAGUCCUUUUACACAAAAGUCUGCUUUUUUCUUCAUUUCAGCAGUGCGAUCUUGGCGGGGAAAAUUGUUGUGUUGUUUGCCAUUGUUAGAACAAUUGGGAGUCAGAAACCUUCGCCGAUCCAUUGCUGGUUGACCCAGAGAUCUACUGCUUCAGUUGGGUCCCCAGCCCACCUUCUGCCUGCCUCUGUUCUGGCUGGAUACUGUGCUGCACUUCUAAUGGAAACCGCCAUAUGUAGGGGCAACGCACAGGGCAGGCAGGAGCCACUCUAUCCAUCAGCCCCUCCCAGAUCUCUGUGGUGCUCUGCUCCAGUUGCCUAAUAUUGGGUCCUCCCCCCUCCCGCAAAAAACAGGGCUAUGUUUUAUUGAUGCCAGCCUGUUGAUCUGUGACUUGACUUCAAGGAGGAGGGAGAAUCGUAUUUCUAUGGUGUGCAUGUGCAAGGCAGAUGGGGAGGGACUGUGAGCCCCAAAGGCCUCUCUGGAACUUUCUGGAACAUUCCGAACAUAGUAGCCUCAAGAAAUGGCCCAGUACUCUUUUUUUUUUGGUGCCUAUGGCAGAAAAUUCAAAGGGCACCCUCCGCGGCGCCCCCUUCUUUGGUGGUAAAUAAUGUAAUAAAAAAAAAGACUAAACU